AUGGCUACUACAUCACCGCAAAUUCAACCAGAAAUCCUACUCGUCUCUCUGGAGAAACCCCACACAUUUGACCAUGAGUACAAGAGUCUCAUUAACCACUUCGGAAAAAUCUCAAAUCUCAGACAGGCAUGGCGAGCCGACGAAGUGUAUUGGAUCCUUUCCGAUAUUCCUCUAAAGGCGGUCAUUCUGACAGAUCGAGCACUCACAAGCAAAAAGCACGAGAAGGUCCGCGAUGCAGUACUUGAAUACGUUCGUGACGGAGGCACUGCAAUCUGCACGAGCGAUUUUGCGAAAGAUUCCAGUCCCGAGGAACUCACUGCGUUCUUCAAGCAUGCAGGGCUGUCCUGGACGUAUGGACUUGAUCAUCAUGCGACUGUUUCCCUGAACAAGACUCACGCCACCCAAGACGGAUGCUGGUUUCUGCCAGAGUCAUACACCGCAAAGACUGUUUUCUUGGAUAACGUUAUGGAUUCCGAAGCUUGGUACCGGCCAAAUGAGUGCGCUGCUAUCAAGGGAAAUGUGGGCUCGUUGGAUAAUACUGUACAUGGUCUGAACUUGACACCGGUUGCGUUGGCCAAGAUUGGAGAGGGUAAGCUGGGUUAUGUUGGUUAUUGCAAUUCGGACAAAACGUCCCUUGCAUUCGUUCUUGUUACGUGUGGGAUGCAUGUACGUCUGAGGAAAUGA
Penicillium lagena is the source of this 684-nucleotide messenger RNA. RefSeq lists its product as uncharacterized. NCBI's taxonomy places the organism in Eukaryota, Fungi, Ascomycota, Eurotiomycetes, Eurotiales, Aspergillaceae. The record is from RefSeq and is a predicted model, not a curated record. The transcript has a single exon. The coding region runs from base 1 to 684 and encodes 227 amino acids.